AACUCGGUGAUCCUGGUGUAAUGGGAUGCGGCCCCUUUAAGAGGGCCAGGGGCGGGGCCCCGACGUGAUCGCUCCCACCGCCAGGUUCCUUCAGCAAAGUGGGCCGCGCGCCGCUGCCAGCCGGACGCGGUCCCGGGCUCGGCCCGACGCCUCCUGGAGGCCGGCCGAGGGCUGUGAACCCGGGAGCUCCGCACCGCCGGUAGAUCCCGCCCAGGCGGGCUGCCCUUUACCCCGGGAGCGGCCGCGCAGGAAAAGUGGCCGGGAGGAGGCGUGGACCCCUAGGAAAGGGACGCCCCGAGGCCGACAGGGGUGCCCGGAGUUCGGGCUGCGAAGUUCAUGCUGAGCCCGCAGGCGUCCGGUUCUCCCGCGGAGGGCGAGGCCCGAGCGGGGCCUGGAGGGGCGUGGCAGCAGCGCAGAUCCUUGGCGGGGUGGGGUGGGGGGGCGUGCAGCCAGGUUCUCCGGGGCGCACGAGUGCCGAGCGGCGCUUGCUAACCCUAGGGGAGCCGGGCGGCGCUGGCUACGCGCCCGGGAGAGGCGGGGCCACACUCGGUAGGGGCGUGGGCCGGGGCGGGGCCACAACAACCUGACCGCCCGCAGGUGUCGGGCUUCCCCGGGCUCGGCGCCGGGCGGGCCCGCGCGCGGGGUGCUUUCCAGGUCGGGCCGGGGCCGAAGCCGCGCCCGUGACGUCACGGCGGGCCGGGCAGGGCUGACCCCGCGAGGAGCCUAUGGAAGCGGCCGGAGGGCCGGAGCCGCCCGCGGGGGUCCUGGUCGCGGAACCCGCGUCCCCGGCGGCCUGCCGCUUCUUCCUGGAGGGCCGCUGCCGCUUCGGCGCCCGCUGCCGCCAGCCCCACCCCGGGGCGCCGGCGCCGCCGCAGCCUAGAAGCGAGGCCGAAGAACAGGCCAAAGCCAAGAAGCCGCCGCUGCGCACGGCUGAGGCCGUCAUCCAGCGCAUCCGUUGGGACCCGCGCCUCGACCCGGCCGACUUCUCCGUGGGCUACGUGGACCGCUUCCUGGGCGUGCGCGAGGAGCCCUUCCUUUCCUUCUGCUGGGACGAGCCGCUAGCGGCGCUCGGGCCGGGCGUUUUGGCCGUGCCGCAGCACCGGGUGCGCUACUUCCGCUUCCGCGGCCGCCUGGUUUGGGACCGCGCCUCACGCACCGACCUCGUCUUUGGCUCCGGCUUGGCGGCCGGCCGUGGGCCCACCAUCCUGGACGCGCUCGACGGCGAGGACGCGCACGAAGCCGGAGGUGAGAGCGACGGCGAGGACGCGCGCCGGCACGGGGACGCGCACGGAGUCGGAGGUGAGAGCGACGGCGUGGACGUGCACCGGCCCGGGGACGUGCACGACGGCAGAGACCGGGGCGGGGACGCGCACGGGAACGGGGAUGCGAGUGACGGCGAAGAUGCCAACUCAGUCGGAGAUGCGCUCGGCGGUGAGGAUACAGACGGGACCGGAGGCGCACUGGACCGCGCAGCUGCCACCCGCCUUGGCACCAAUGCGGGGGGGCCCGUACAGCCAGCCCAGACGCGACUCCGGGCAGCCUUGGCCUCGGACGGGGGAAGCCCCGAAGCUGGGUGGCUGACGCUGGCAGGCGCAUUAGCGAGGACUCAGGAGCGGGAGUCGGCAGACCCUGGAGGCCAAGCUUCCCCGUGGAUGGCGCCAGGAAGGGCGCUGCAGCCAGCUGCCGCCACCGCCAGGGCUGUGGAGACCCGGGGAGGGAAGCCCUCGGAAGACCUCUCUGAGAUGGGAACGGAGUGGGGUCCCGGGGUCUGGCCUGUGGACCGAGGAGCGGCCGGGGCCGUGGGCCCUCGCCACCCCCGCCCCACGCACUUUGUGGCGCUCAUGGUUACGGAGCCUGAGCUGCGGGCCCAGGUGGCCAAGGUCCAGGAAGACCUGGUACGGGACGCACCAGCUUGCGCGGCCUUCACCGUGCCGGCUGAGGCCCUGCACCUGACUCUGGCCCUGCUGAGGCUGGCGGGCCCUGGGGAGGCAGCGGCCGCUGUCACUGCGCUCAGACACGCGCUCUCGGACUCCGGGCUUGCGAUCCCUCCGAGGCUGAGGUUCAGUCGCCUGGUGCGCCUGGGCUCCCACGUGCUCUGCGCUCCCCCGUCCCCACCGCUGGAGAGCCUGGCCCAGAGGCUGAGCCAGAGGCUGGAGGCCGAGGGGUUGAGAGUGCUGCAGCCCCUUGGGGGGAUACGCCCCCACCUCACCCUGGCCAAGGUGCCCCAGGGCGCCCAAGUCUGCCUCCCCGAGGUCAGCCCGUGGCAGGAGCUGGGGUGCCAGCCCCUGGGGACACUGUGGCUGUGCCGCGUGGGCAGGGCCGGGGCCACCUACCAGGCCGUGGCCGAGCUCCCCCUGGGAGGUCAACCCCAGAAAUAAGGGCCCGGCCCCAGACAAAGACAAAACGGGCACGCGGCUUCUCUCUCUCUCUCUUUAAUUUUGGUUUCUCUCAAGCUUCCAAGUGGUGCUCAGCGCUCCAAGGAAAGAAUGAAGGAAGGAAAGGGGGGGAGGGGGAGAGGGAGGCAGAGGAGGACAUCUGCAAGAGAAGCAGCCUGACAGUCCAGCUGUUCGCAACUCAUCGCGCCCUCCAGUUACAUGGCAGAAGAGGGAGGGAGACGGAAAAGAAAAGGGGAGGAAGAAAAAUAACUUAAAUAAACACACACAAAAAGAAAAGAGAAGGAAA
Molecule: messenger RNA, 2682 nt
Organism: Cervus elaphus (red deer)
Lineage: Eukaryota; Metazoa; Chordata; Mammalia; Artiodactyla; Cervidae
Gene: LENG9
Product: leukocyte receptor cluster member 9
Exons: 1
Coding region: 726-2378 (550 amino acids)
Molecular function (GO): metal ion binding
Source: RefSeq, a predicted model, not a curated record